AUGAAAGAUCCAUUUUUCUUGUCAUCUGCGAACCAACCAGGACUAACUCUGGUUACUCAACAGAUCACCGAAGAGAAUUAUAACUCAUGGAGCAGAGCCAUGAAAAAGGCCCUCAACGCUAAGCACAAGCUUGGAUUCAUCAAUGGUUUGGUAUCGCGUCCAGAUCCUGAACUUGAUGCCGAACAAUUCGAGACUUGGCAAUGUGUAAAUGACAUAGUUAUCAUCUGGAUUCUCAAUUCGGUGUCCAAAGAAAUUGUAGCAUCCCUGGUUUAUACUGAUUCAGCGGAAGAGCUGUGGAAUGAUCUCAAAGAAAAGUUUCAACAUGGCAAUGGUUCAAGAAUUUUUGAAUUCAAGCGAGACUUAGUGAACUUGAGUCAAGGGUUAGAUGAUUCCUAUGCUCAUAUUCGAGGACAGAUUCUAUUGAUGGAGCCUCUACCAUCAAUCAACGAGGUCCUAUCCCUAGUAGUUCAAGAAGAGAAGCACAGGGCGAUUGGCGCUUCCUCACCCCAACUCAACUUGCUUUCCUUGCAAGAAAUCAGCAUGUGCCUCCAUAGUCUGGAAGAGGAAGAGAAAAUGCGAAAAAGAGGUAGAGAUUCAUCCAUGCAUGGUUUGAAGCAAGUAGCUCACAAUGUUAUUGGAGGAGAGUCUCAAUUAGCUCAAGAUUCAUCCUCAAAUUUGACCAUGAAUGCAUCUCAAGUGCAGCAACUGAUACAGUCACUUAAUAGUAAAAAACUUCAAGAAAUUGCUUCAAAUGCAACUACACAGGUAGUCACACCAGUAGGUAUCGUUCUCAUUGCCUCACUUACAAGGUCAACAUCAUCAAAACAAGAUUGGAUUUUAGAUAGCGGUGCCACAAUCCAUAUUGCAUGUGAUUUGUCUCUCUUUCAAACUAUUCACACCUCCCAAAAUUAUUCAGUUUCUCUUCCAAACAAUGAACAGUUUCAAGCUAAUUUCAUAAGAACAGUAGUUGUUUGUUCAAAUAUCACAUUGAAAAAUGUGUUAUAUGUACCUGAUUUUUGUGUCAAUCUUUUGUCUGUCUCAGCCUUUCUUUCAAACACUACUUUUGACAUCACUAUUAGCUCAUCUAAUUUUACAAUCCAGGACACCAAGAUGUUGAAGAAGAUUGGGAAGGGUUGUAUAAAAGCAUUUUAUGCAAUGAUAAAAACUCAAUUUAGCAAGAAGAUCAAGUGCUUCAGGUCCGAUAAUGCAAAAGAGUUGGCAGCAACUGAUUUUCUGCAGGAAAAGGGUGUGCUACAUCAUUUCUCUUGUCCAUAUCGACCACAACAAAAUGCGGUGGUAGAAAGAAAACACCAACACCUCCUCAAUGUUGCCCGAGCUCUAUAUUUCCAAUCACAAGUUCCAAUUACCUUUUUGGGAGAAUGUGUGUCCACUGCAGCCUUUCUAAUCAACAGAACACCAAGUUCCCUACUCAAGAUGAAAUCUCCAUUUGAGUUGUUAUUUGAAAAGUCCCCAAACUACAAGGCAAUGAAGAUUUUUGGAUGCCUUGCCUAUGCUACCACCAAUACCAGUUCUAGAUUAAAGUUUGACCCUAGAGCAGAUACAACUGUGUUCUUCGGUUAUCCAUUUGGCUACAAAGGUUAUAAGCUUUACAAUCUACGAACUAAACAAUUCCUCAUAUCAAUGGAUGUGAUAUUUCAUGAGGACACCAUGCCUUUUGCUCAAAACCCUCAUACUCAACUCAACAAUGACAUUUUCUUUGACGUUGUCCUCCCCAAUCCAAUAUUAGAUUCUGAACCGUUGCCUAAUGCUCCAACAAUUCCAUCAGUACCUAAAAUACCUCAACCAUCAACCACAACCAAUACUCAAUCCCAAAUUCUCCCUCUUAUAGAAAACCAAAUCUCACCUUCUACUUCCAUCCAACCUAGAAGAUCCACCAGGACUAAACAUACUCCCUCCUACCUUCAUGACUACAUUUGCCAUACUAAAUCUCCUUACCCGAUUUCAAACUUCAUCAGCAACCAUAGAUUGAACCACACUUAUCAUAAUUCCAUUUACUAA
Arachis duranensis is the source of this 2019-nucleotide messenger RNA. RefSeq lists its product as uncharacterized. The record is from RefSeq and is a predicted model, not a curated record. Gene Ontology annotation, biological process: DNA integration. The transcript has 4 exons. The coding region runs from base 1 to 2019 and encodes 672 amino acids. Lineage: Eukaryota; Viridiplantae; Streptophyta; Magnoliopsida; Fabales; Fabaceae. Gene Ontology annotation, molecular function: nucleic acid binding.